This is a messenger RNA of Neomonachus schauinslandi (Hawaiian monk seal), 343 nucleotides long. Its product is annotated as testis-specific Y-encoded protein 3-like. The transcript has 3 exons. Gene Ontology annotation, biological process: nucleosome assembly. Gene Ontology annotation, cellular component: nucleus; chromatin. Lineage: Eukaryota; Metazoa; Chordata; Mammalia; Carnivora; Phocidae. The annotation marks the transcript as partial. Gene Ontology annotation, molecular function: histone binding; chromatin binding. The record is from RefSeq and is a predicted model, not a curated record.
GUGGAGGAACUCAGGUUUCCCCGCGAUAGCCGCAAGAUCCUGCUCUUCUUUCGCAAGAACCCCUACUUCCGGAACGAAGUCGUUGUGAAGGAGUAUGUCCUCAGUGCUGCUGGGUACAGGCUGUCUCAUUCCACUCCCAUCCAGUGGCACCAGAAAUAGGAACGGGAGGCCUACAGUCGCAGGCAACACAACACCAGUCCUAACUUCUUCAACUGGUUCUCGGACCACAGCUUUGCCGGGUCUAGCAGGAUAGCUGAGAUCAUCCGGGACGACCUGUGGCGCAACCCCCUGCAGUACUAUGUGAGGACGAAGGCUCCAGGAGAGGGAACCGAGCAGAGGACAG